UCUGCGGUUCACGGGAGCUUCCCUCCCGCAAGCUCCCGCAGCCCCGGCCCUGCCUCGCUGACGGCUCUCCGCCUUCCACGGCCGCCAUCUGAACCUGGGCUUCAGCUCUGUCCCCAGCCUCCUGGGGACUCAGAUUCCCUGACCCUGAUCCGACCCAGAAAUUGAGCCAGACACCUCGGGUGGCCUUCAAGUCAAUCUCUGGGCACACUCUGAGUGGCCACCAGCAUCUAACAAACGGAUGUCUGGACCCUAAGAAAGGGCCAGGGGGUGCGGGGAAGCGGGGCACACUUUUUAGACGAUGGUGGGGCUGAGGCCGGUUGGGCAAGAGAUCUGCCUCUUCUCUCCAGUCACAGGACAGUCUCCUUUCCUCUCUGGGCAAAAGUCUAAGGAGCUGGAGCCAUCCCUGCGCCCACAGUGUGAGAACGCCAAGGAAGCGCGUUAACGCCAUCGCCCCCAGCCGAGGGCUGCCAGGCAGGCAGCGAAGACGCCAUCGCGCGGAGGAGGCGGCCACUGCGCCUGCGCGGUCCACGGCGCCUGCGCACAGCCUGAUUCCCGCGCUUUCUUCGCAGGCGGGAAGGGCGGCGGUUGCUGAAGGGGCUGCCUGGACGACGGUUGACGGAGGUCUAGUGGGACAGUGUCAUAUUGUAAAUUUGGAAUGCUGAAGAGAAAAUUAUAGAUUUUGAUAUUGAAGGAAAUGAAGCGAAGCCUAAAUGAAAAUUCAGCUCGAAGUACAGCAGGCUGUUUGCCUGUUCCGUUGUUCAAUCAGAAAAAGAGGAACAGACAGCCAUUAACUUCUAAUCCACUUAAAGAUGAUCCAGGUAUCAGUACCCCUUCUGACAAUUAUGAUUUUCCUCCUCUACCUACAGAUUGGGCCUGGGAAGCUGUGAAUCCAGAGUUGGCUCCUGUAAUGAAAACAGUGGACACCCGCUACAGAGAUGGUAACAAAAAUACCAGCUUGAAAACUUGGAAUAAAAAUGAUUUUAAGCCUCAAUGUAAACGAACAAACUUCGUGGCAAAUGAUGGAAAAAAUUCUUGUCCAAUGAGUUCGGGAGCUCAACAACAAAAACAAUUAAGAAUACCUGAACCUUCUAACUUAUCUCACAACAAAGAAACUGAGCUACUCAGACAAACACAUUCAUCAAAAAUAUCUGGCUCCACAAUGAGAGGGCUAGACAAAAACAGUGCACUACAGACACUUAAGCCCAAUUUUCAACAAAAUCAAUAUAAGAAACAAAUGUUGGAUGAUAUUCCAGAAGACAACACUCUGAAGGAAACCUCAUUAUUUCAGUUACAGUUUAAGGAAAAAGCUAGUUCUUUAAGAAUUAUUUCUGCAGUUAUUGAAAGCAUGAAGUAUUGGCGUGAACAUGCACAGAAAACUGUACUUCUUUUUGAAGUAUUAGCUGUUCUUGAUUCAGCUGUUACACCUGGCCCAUAUUAUUCGAAGAGUUUUCUUAUGAGGGAUGGGAAAAAUACUCUGCCUUGUGUCUUUUAUGAAAUCGAUCGUGAACUUCCGAGACUGAUUAGAGGCCGAGUUCAUAGAUGUGUUGGCAACUAUGACCAGAAAAAGAACAUUUUCAAAUGUGUUUCUGUCAGACCGGCGUCUGUUUCUGAACAAAAAACUUUCCAGGCAUUUGUCAAAAUUGCAGAUGUUGAGAUGCAGUAUUAUAUUAAUGUGAUGAAUGAAACUUAAGUAGUGAUAAAAGGAAGUUUAAAUAGCAUAAAUUAUAGCAGUUUUCUGUUAUUGCUUAAUUUACUAUCUCCAUAGUUUUAUAGCUACUAUUUUCUUGUAUUUCACAUGUUGAAUUAAAGUAUUUGAAUUCUUUUAAA
Pongo pygmaeus (Bornean orangutan) is the source of this 1827-nucleotide messenger RNA. It is a transcript of the gene SPATA22, whose product is annotated as spermatogenesis associated 22. The record is from RefSeq and is a predicted model, not a curated record. The transcript is spliced from 8 exons. Bases 695 to 1690 code for a protein of 331 amino acids. Gene Ontology annotation, biological process: gamete generation; homologous chromosome pairing at meiosis; meiotic DNA repair synthesis. NCBI's taxonomy places the organism in Eukaryota, Metazoa, Chordata, Mammalia, Primates, Hominidae.